Messenger RNA from Eruca vesicaria subsp. sativa (arugula), 1549 nucleotides. NCBI's taxonomy places the organism in Eukaryota, Viridiplantae, Streptophyta, Magnoliopsida, Brassicales, Brassicaceae. The record is from the annotation of a GenBank genome assembly.
AAAAGCUUCUUUCUUUCUUUCUUUCUCUCUCUCUUUCUCAGAGAAACCUUUAUGAGAUUGUCUUUCGUCAAUUAUCUUCUUCUUAAAAAGCUGUAACUUUUUCUUUCUGGGGUUUUCGAGAAUUUCUUCAAAAGGAUCGUUUUUCCAUCUGUGCAGCUUCGUCUUUGAUCUAGUGGGAACAAGAGGAAUCGUUGGAAAGCAAACACAAGAGUAUUUGUAUGAUUGAGAGAAGACGUCAGCGGCUUGUAUGGAUUUUUCACCAUUGAUAACGGUUCUAGAAGGAGAUUUCAACAUGGACAAUGCUUCUUCAACAGUGAUUGAUACUUUAGAUGAUACUAAGCAAAUGAGUAAAGGGAAACCUCCGAGGCACUUAUCUUCUAUUCAACAUAUUACAAGCACUACUACUAGUAGGCUGGAGGAUUUGGAUGUUUGUAAGUCAACUGAUGAGAAAUCAGAGUUUUUACCUGUAUACCGAUCAGGAAGCUGUGCUGAACAAGGAGCAAAACAGUUCAUGGAAGAUGAACAUAUUUGCAUCGAUGAUCUUGUCCAGCAUCUUGGUGCAUCUGUUGAUUUCUCGUCUCUUUCAGCCUUCUAUGGGGUAUUUGAUGGCCAUGGUGGCACAGAUGCAGCAGUGUUUGUUAGAAAGAACAUACUGAGAUUCAUUGUAGAGGACACUUACUUCCCACUAUGUGUCAAGAAGGCAAUUAAGAAUGCUUUCUUGAAAGCUGAUUACCAAUUUGCAGAUGAUUCUUCUCUUGACAUCUCUUCUGGUACCACCGCCCUUACAGCUUUACUUUUUGGAAGGAGGUUGAUAGUUGCAAACGCUGGUGAUUGCCGAGCAGUGUUAGGUAGAAGAGGCAGAGCAAUUGAGUUGUCCAAAGACCACAAACCAAACUGCAUCGCCGAGAAAACAAGAAUAGAAAAGUUAGGUGGAGUUGUGUAUGAUGGCUACCUCAACGGACAACUAUCAGUUGCACGUGCCAUAGGAGACUGGCACAUGAAAGGCCCCAAAGGCUCUGCUUGUCCUCUUACUCCAGAGCCAGAGUUGCAAGAGACUGACCUUAACGAAGACGAUGAGUUUUUGAUAAUAGGUUGUGACGGUCUGUGGGAUGUGAUGAGCAGCCAGUGUGCCGUGACAAUCGCAAGGAAGGAGCUGAUGAUUCAUAAUGAUCCAGAGAGAUGCUCUAGAGAGCUUGUUAGGGAGGCUCUUAAAAGGAAUGCUUGUGAUAAUUUGACUGUGAUUGUUGUCUGCUUCUCUCCAGAUCCUCCACAGAGGAUAGAGGUACGAGCGCAGUCACGUGUGAGGCGGAGCAUAUCUGCAGAAGGGUUGAAUCUACUUAAAGGUGUGCUUGAUGGCUACCCUUGACUAUGUUCUUUGUUGUUGUUCUAUGUUACUUUGUGAGGCUAUUGUCAUGUUAGAGUGUUGUGUGUUCUGAAUAUGUUGUUGUUGUUACCUAUAUUAGCAUUCAAGAUUCAUUGAGAUUUUAGAUGGAUGCAUGUACUACUCUUUUGUAAAUAUUUUACUUUUUUAAAAUAUAUAAGAAUUUUC